Molecule: messenger RNA, 2226 nt
Organism: Sodiomyces alkalinus F11
Lineage: Eukaryota; Fungi; Ascomycota; Sordariomycetes; Glomerellales; Plectosphaerellaceae
Product: trehalase
Exons: 5
Coding region: 1-2226 (741 amino acids)
Biological process (GO): trehalose catabolic process
Cellular component (GO): cytoplasm
Molecular function (GO): calcium ion binding; alpha,alpha-trehalase activity
Source: RefSeq, a predicted model, not a curated record
AUGGCAACUCCAUCCUCCCCAACAAGUCACCGACACCGCACCCGACUCUCUGAUGAUCACGGUGUCUAUGAUGAUGCCAGGACCUACUAUACUUCAGAGGAACGUCAUGUCAAUAAGGCUGGAUCUCGUAUGCGUACUUAUUCGCAGAAUAGCCUUCUGAAGCAACUUGAACGUAUUGGUUUGAAAGAGCCGUUUCGGCGUGGUAGUCACGAUGUGAAUGCUGUCACCCUUAACCGUCGUUUCCUUGUCGAUGUCGAUUCAACUCUCGAGAGUCUUCAACAGCAGGAAGACACUGACCAGAAUAUGCAAAUCACCAUUGAAGAUGAGGGCCCCAAGGUCCUCACCUUGAGAACUGCUGGCUCUGCUGGUUAUAAUCGCUUUGACGUCCGGGGUACCUAUAUGCUCUCCAACCUACUGCAGGAGCUAGUUCUUGCAAAGGAAUAUGGCCGGAAACAGAUUGUUCUCGACGAAGCCAGACUCAACGAGAACCCGGUCAACCGACUAUGCCGACUGAUCCGUGACCAUUUCUGGGAAGGCCUCACCCGGAGAAUCGACGCUUCGACCAUCGAAAUUUGUGCCAGGGACCCCAAGGAUUGGACGAAGAACCCCCGACCGCGAAUAUACGUUCCUCCGGGAGCUCCGGAACAGUAUGAAUUCUACAAGAAAGUUGCCAAGGAUCGACCAGAGCUCGAGCUCGAUGUCCUGCUACUGCCCGAAAAGAUCACAUCCCAUUUGGUCCGGGACAUGAAUGCCAAGCCUGGUUUGUUAGCGGUCGCCAUGGAAAAGGUCAAAGACAAGGAAACGGGCGAAGAAUCUUUGAAAGGUGUACCUUUCAUUGUUCCUGGUGGCCGUUUCAACGAACUGUAUGGUUGGGACAGCUACAUGGGCGCCCUGGGCCUUCUGAUUCAUGAUGAGGUAGAGCUGGCUAAGUCCAUCGUCGUCAACUUCUGCUUCUGUAUUCAGCACUACGGCAAGAUUCUCAACGCCACACGUUCGUACUUCCUGUUGAGGUCGCAGCCUCCUUUUCUCACCGACCUGGCUCUCCGGGUGUACGAGAAGAUCAAGCACGAGCCUGAUGCCAAAGACUUCCUCCGCACGGCCCUGCUUGCUGCCAUCAAGGAGUAUCAUAACGUUUGGGUGGCCGAGCCGCGCUUAGACGCCGUCACCGGGCUGUCCAGGUAUCGGCCAGAGGGCCUGGGAGUUCCCCCCGAGACUGAAGCCAACCAUUUCGUUCAUGUGCUCACUCCCUACGCCCAGAAACACGGCAUGACAUUCGAGGAGUUCGUGCAGGCCUAUAACGACGAGAAGGUCAAUGAGCCUGAGCUGGACGAGUAUUUCCUGCAUGACCGGGCCGUGCGCGAAUCCGGCCAUGACACCUCGUACCGACUCGACAAGGUGUGCGCGAACCUGGCAACGAUUGAUCUCAACUCGCUGCUGUUCAAGUACGAGAUGGACAUUGGUCGAACGAUCCGCAAUGUCUUCAACGAUCGGCUCGUCAUUCCCGAGGAGUUCGGCGUGGGGUCGCUUAAGCCCGGCACCGUGGAGACGUCGGCCAUUUGGGACCGGCGCGCGAAGCGCAGAAAGUUGGCCAUGGAUCGAUACCUGUGGAACGAGGCGGAGGGGAUGUACUUCGACUACGACACGGUCAAGAAGGAACAGUGCGUGUACGAAAGCUGCACUACGUUUUGGGCUCUCUGGGCGGGAGUGGCUUCGCCUAAGCAGGCGGCCGCGAUGGUGCAGAAAGCUCUUCCCAAGUUUGAGACGUUGGGUGGUCUCGUCUCGGGUACUGAGGAGUCUCGCGGGGAGAUCUCGCUGGAGCGGCCGAAUCGGCAGUGGGACUACCCAUACGGCUGGGCACCGCAGCAGAUCCUGGCCUGGACGGGUCUCGUUCGGUAUAGCUUCGUCGAAGACGCGGAGCGGCUCGCUUACAAGUGGCUUUUCAUGGUGACCAAGGCGUUCGUGGAUUUCAACGGCGUAGUGGUGGAGAAGUACGACGUGACGCGACCCGUCGACCCGCACCGAGUAGACGCCGAGUACGGUAACCAGGGAUUGGAUAUCAAAGGUGUUGCCAAGGAAGGGUUUGCCUGGGUGAAUGCAAGCUACAUCUACGGCCUUCAGAUUGUCAACGCGCACAUGCGACGAGCUCUCGGCACACUGACGCCAUAUGAGACUUUCGUCAAGGCGGUUGAGCAAAUGCAAGAGAAGGAUCUUGCCGAACUCGAGUAA